AUGCAAUCCUGUCAUCUGAAGCAGCGUAGCAGCGCUGGGGAUAGUAGUACUGGGAAACUCCGUGCUCCAUCGGGACAAGAGGCAUCCCGGCUGAAAAAUCCGGCUAUCGCAAGAGCGGCUAGGCCAGAGCUCAGGACAACGGGACGGGUCAGCGGAAAAGCCAAACGUCCACACAGUGUCCGAAUACUCAAGCCAAGUGCUCGCCCGGGCCACAGACACGCUCUGCAAAGAACCGAAAUAACGGAGAAGGGGUCGGAAGUCCGUAAGUAUCCAGCAAGCUCGAAAGAACCCCAGCAGAAAAUUAAUGAGACGGUUUAUCCCCAGGACCCCUUUUUUGGCAAAUUCUUCUUCUUUUGGCCAACUCUACAGGGCCUAGUAGGUGACAAAGCCUUCGCCACGUGGCCUCCACACCUUCCACACAUCAACCACCAUUCAUCUGGCGAGCCCAGCUGCACAACAUCCUCACCGGAACAGGCUGCACAGCUACAAGGGCCGCAUUCAAGAUUCCGGUCACUUCCGUCUCGCUACUUCAGUGGCGACGAAUUCCGGGAAACAGCAGCCGAAUUCGAGCGGGUUCAUUCGCCGCUCAAGUGGCGGAAUCGCGGUUAUUCAGCCUGCCGAAUCCAAGCGCAGCAGAUCGCUGAACGUGAGGUAAGAAUCCCGCUAAGUCUGCCGAAUCCGAUCACCGCAUCCGUGGUGGAAGUCCGGCAAUUCAGCGACCGAAUCUGA
Molecule: messenger RNA, 729 nt
Organism: Uranotaenia lowii
Lineage: Eukaryota; Metazoa; Arthropoda; Insecta; Diptera; Culicidae
Exons: 4
Coding region: 1-729 (242 amino acids)
Source: RefSeq, a predicted model, not a curated record